AAAAACUUUUUCUUAAUACUGACUCGUGAAAUAGGCUUAGUUGAAUGUAUAUUACCAAAUAAUGAAGCUUAAAGAUGCUUGAAACCUCUUGAAAGUCUUGCUUGCACACCUUAUUUUUUUCCAAAUGAUAUGCUUGACAUGCAUAAUAAAAAAAACAACUUUGUGUAACUUUUUUGCCUUCACAGAACAGAAGAGAAAAAAAAAAGACGGCUAUUAAGCGCUUCCUUUUUAAAAAUUGUUUCUUUGAAAAAAAUGCAACAAGAAAAGGAAGAUAAUCUUGGACCUUCUCGUCAAAUUGUUCUUGGGCCUGAUCAUGAGUUUCGUUUUGAAGUUGAGUUCAACACUAAAGCUCAAAUAAAGCUUGUCAAAGGAACAGCUGAAAUUUUUGGCACAGAACUAGCUGUUGGCGUCGUCUACACCUUCACUGGUCGAAAGGCAGCUGUCUAUACUUGGCACGGUUGCACCUUGGAAGUCAGAAACACUUUUCUGGUCGAGUAUACUGCCAAUGAAACACCCAUGACCAGCUAUUUAAACACUCACUUGGCUUUAGAGCAGCUUCGUAUUCAAGCUAGAAAAGAAGCAAACACAAUAGGACCGCGUGUACUUGUGAUUGGUCCUCACGAUGUUGGAAAGACAUCACUAUGUAAAAUACUUGUAAGUUAUGCACUUCGACAAGGUGGUGUUCCUAUCUAUGUCUCAUUAGACACAACAGAAGGAUCCAUUACGAUGCCUGGCACUGUAACAGCAACCUGUAUCAACAAUAUCAUUGAUGUAGAAGAAGGCUUUGGAUCUUCUGCCACAACAGCAGCUUCCAUGGGCUCUUCUACAAUGCCUUUGGCUUAUUAUUAUGGAUUUGAAAAUCCUGAUGAAAAUGUCAAACUAUACAAAAUGGUAACAACACAACUAUCAGAAGCUAUCAAACAACGUAUAGCAGUGGACGAAGAAUGUCGUACUUCAGGCUUUAUUAUUGAUACAGCGGGUCUCAUUGACCAUGUUGGCUAUGACAUUAUUCAACAUGUUAUUGAAGAAUUUUCAGUCAAUGUGGUGAUUGUAUUGGGCCAUGAACGAUUGUAUAGUGACAUGACUAGAAUUUUAGCUGGUAAAUCAGUCUCAGUUGUCAAGCUUUCCAAGUCUGGAGGUGUUGUUGAACGCGAUCGUCAAUUCAAGACUCGCCUGCAACGUACUAAAAUACAUGAAUAUUUCUACGGUUCUCCUAAAUGCGAAUUGUCUCCUUACAGUAUGUUGGUCAACUAUGACGAUAUCAAGAUUUGGCGUGUAGGCGAUGUUAUUGCUCCUUCUAGCGCAUUGCCCUUGGGUAUGGACAGUUCUUCUGAUGAAACCCAAGUUGUCAGAGUGGAUAAUUAUGAUAUGUGUCUUCACUCUAUUCUUGCCAUGUUGAAUACAGAAGAUGACGAGCACGAAAACAAGUUGUUGAGUAGCAAUGUAGCAGGAUUUAUUUAUGUUUCUGAUGUGGAUGAAGAAAAGAAGAAAGUGACUAUUUUAUCGCCUUCACCUGGUCGUUUGCCAAAGAAGAAUCUCUUAAUGGGUUCCUUUAAAUGGAUGGAAUCAUGAACACAUAUAGAC
Gilbertella persicaria is the source of this 1584-nucleotide messenger RNA. Its product is annotated as Pre-mRNA cleavage complex II protein Clp1-domain-containing protein. NCBI's taxonomy places the organism in Eukaryota, Fungi, Mucoromycota, Mucoromycetes, Mucorales, Choanephoraceae. The coding region runs from base 253 to 1572 and encodes 439 amino acids. The record is from RefSeq and is a predicted model, not a curated record. The transcript has 3 exons. Gene Ontology annotation, biological process: tRNA splicing, via endonucleolytic cleavage and ligation. Gene Ontology annotation, cellular component: mRNA cleavage factor complex; nucleus. Gene Ontology annotation, molecular function: polynucleotide 5'-hydroxyl-kinase activity.